This is a messenger RNA of Somion occarium, 2922 nucleotides long. Lineage: Eukaryota; Fungi; Basidiomycota; Agaricomycetes; Polyporales; Cerrenaceae. The record is from the annotation of a GenBank genome assembly.
UGGCGCGUGGUGGCAUACAACUCCCUCGAUCGUUGAUCGGGCAAACUAACACGACGCGAUCGGGCUCACGUGCUAUGUCGCAACCAGGAAAGCCGUUGGCGUAAGAUGGCGUGCUUCUGCCCAAAAGUAUUGCGUUCAUAAUGGCCACCGAUGACCACAGCGGAAAAACAUCCAACACCUCGCCACAAUGCUUCUGGACGUUCUACUAAAGGCAUCUCUCCUUCCCUCUUCUAACUUUCUCUCCUUCAUCCCCCUCAAAAACCAGUUCAGACAGACGUCCUGUGCGGCGCCUGCUCAAAAAUCCAACUUUUCCCAUCCAAAUUUAGCUCUAUAUCUGUAGGUCGUCUUUCGCCAUUUCUCGCUUUCACCUGGUUUCUUACCGGUUCCUGGGCCUUCCCGACCAUCUCGGCUUAAAAAGGCGGUCAUAGAUCUUCUGCGCUUUCCAACGCUCGUUCGCCUUUUCCCCUUCCACUCCCAUGGCUUCUCGUGUUAAGAAGUUCGGAAAGCGCGUCAUCGGCUACCACGAGAGCGUCCCCGUGGUAUCCGUCAAAGACUGGGCCUCGCAUAUUUCCCGCGAUCCUAAGCGCGAUGCGAGAGAGUAUCUUGAGAGUCUCUUCCCCAUCUUACAGUGGAUCACCAGAUACAACUUUGGAUGGCUUUAUGGCGAUGUGAUCGCUGGACUAACUGUCGGCAUGGUCGUUGUUCCUCAGAGCAUGUCGUAUGCCCAGAUUGCGACUUUACCUCCGGAAUAUGGACUGUACUCAGCUUUUGUUGGUGUCCUCAUCUACUGUCUCUUUGCAACCUCCAAGGAUGUAUCCAUUGGACCCGUUGCCGUAAUGUCUCUCACGGUCUCUCAGAUCAUCAAGCACGUUCAGGACAAUCAUCCCGGUGUAUGGGAAGGUCCUCAGAUUGCGACCACCGUUGCAUUCAUCUCUGGCAUCAUCGUCCUUGGUAUUGGUAUCCUCCGGCUCGGAUGGUUGGUUGAGUUCAUCCCGGCACCCGCCGUGAGCGGUUUCAUGACAGGCUCCGCUGUCAACAUUGUCUCUGGUCAAGUCCCGGGCCUUAUGGGUAUCACUGGCUUUGACACACGAGCGGCUACGUACAAGGUCAUCAUCAAUACUCUGAAAGGUCUUCCUGGGACAAAACUCGAUGCUGCAUGGGGCCUGACGGGUCUGUUCGGUCUUUACGCUAUUCGUAUGAUAUGCGAUUUCUUGUCACGGAAGUAUCCUAGAAGAAAGCGCCUUUUCUUCUUUGCCUCCGUCUUCCGCAAUGCCUUCGUCAUUAUUGUGUUGACCAUUGCUUCGUGGCUCUAUUGCCGGCGUCGUCUCAGUGCUUCUGGCAAGUAUCCCAUCAAAAUUUUGCAGAACGUUCCUAGAGGAUUCAAGCAUGUCGGUACUCCUAACAUCGAUGGUGAGCUCGUCAGCGCCCUUGCUGGCCAAUUGCCGGUGGCAACUAUCAUUUUGUUGCUGGAACACAUUGCUAUUUCAAAAUCAUUUGGUCGAGUCAAUGGAUACAAAAUCAAUCCUAACCAGGAGCUCAUCGCUAUUGGCGUGACCAAUCUGAUCGGCACAGUUUUCUCAGCGUACCCUGCAACUGGUUCAUUCUCCCGAUCUGCGCUCAAGUCCAAGUCCGGUGUUCGUACUCCUGCUGCAGGUAUUUUGACCUCUGUGGUGGUCAUCGUCGCCCUCUACGGCCUGACGGCAGCGUUCUUCUGGAUCCCCAACGCAGGUCUCUCCGCCGUCAUCAUUCACGCCGUCGCCGAUCUAGUGGCAUCACCUUCUCAGGUUUACACUUAUUGGAAAGUAUCACCACUAGAGUUCAUCAUCUGGCUCGCCGCUGUUCUCGUCACUAUCUUCUCCUCCAUCGAAAACGGAAUCUACACCUCCAUUUGCGCCUCCCUCGCCCUUCUUCUCAUCCGUGUUGCCAGACCGCGUGGCUACUUCCUUGGCAAGGUCACUCUUUACUUGGACAGUACAACCAAGUCUCAACCCACCGACACUCGCGAUGUUUAUGUUCCUCUCAACCCGAAAGCAAGGCUCAUGAAUGCCGACGUGAAGGUGAUCCCGCCUGCACCCGGCAUUAUCGUCUAUCGUCACGAAGAGAGUUUGGUCUACCCGAACGCUUCCCUUGUCAACACUACUCUUCGGGACUAUGUUAAGGAACACAUGAGGAGAGGCAUUGAUAUGAGCACUGUGAAGCUGAGCGAUCGACCAUGGAACGAUCCCGGACCGAGGCCUGGACAUGACGAGAAUGCGGAGAACUUGAAGAAGCCAUUAUUGAAGGCUAUAGUACUGGACUUCGCCGCUGUCUCUCAAAUUGAUACCACUGGCGUACAAACUCUCAUUGAUACCAGGAAUGAAGUGGAAAGGUGGACAGAUGCACCGGUGGAGUUUCACUUUGCCACCAUCCUCUCUCCUUGGAUCCGUCGCGCCCUCGUCGCUGGCGGCUUCGGCACUGGCGCACCGAGUUCCAGUCUACCAAAAGAGAUCGCUGCGGUCGUUCCGUACCGAGGGGACCGCUCCGACUAUGCCGCACCUGAAAAGUCCGAUGACAUUGAAGAGCAAAUAGCGACCUCCAACAGUGAAACGUCAAUAUCGUCCCCAGCCGCACCUAUAGCGCUAGAAGACACUCCAUUCUUCCAUCUAGACAUCGUCCAAGCUGUACGUGCAGCAGAACGAAAUGCCUUAGACACUAGCGACAGGGCGAGUGUGACUGGCAGCGAGCGAAGCACGUCGAAGCUAUAGACUGCUUUGGAGGUGGAGAUGGGAUCGGGAAGCCUGGACUUGCCGUCUUUGGUAGUGUACUAUACUAAUAUGGUAGACAGAGACCCUGUUUUGGAUGAACGUCAUGACUGCAUACUGUGCAUGCACUUACAAUGUAAUACUAGCAUACGCCGCGUUACGACACUAUUCGUUAAAAGGG